Molecule: messenger RNA, 3594 nt
Organism: Cannabis sativa
Lineage: Eukaryota; Viridiplantae; Streptophyta; Magnoliopsida; Rosales; Cannabaceae
Product: formin-like protein 2
Exons: 4
Coding region: 577-3369 (930 amino acids)
Biological process (GO): actin cytoskeleton organization; actin nucleation
Molecular function (GO): actin filament binding
Source: RefSeq, a predicted model, not a curated record
AAUAAAUACAAAAAGAUUUCAUUUCAUUUGAUUACAACACCCAUCCAUAGUGCAAACAGCUCACAUACAUCAUCCAUCCUAACCUAGUAGUAAAGAAUCUAAUUAAGAAAAAGUGAAAAAAAAUAAAAAAGAAAAGUUCAAAUCCCAAAAAUCUACUGUGUCUGUCAGAAAUUUUUGACCUCUUCUUCAAUUUUUUCUCUGCUUCAAAUGAAUGAAAAUAAUGCAAAUGGCAGAAUUAAGUGAAGAAAAAAAAAACCAUUAUUAUUAUUACAUUUCACUUUCUCAUUUUUCAUCUUCAAAAAGCUUUAGCUUUCUUUUGUGUUAGAUGAUUUGAUGGAUGCUUCGUUUUAACUCUGAACAACUACCAUUCUCUUUGCUCAUAUAUCUUCUUCUCAACACCCACCAACCCUAUUAGACUCACUACACCAGAGUCCAUAGUCCAUAGUAAUGGCAAUGGUGAUACCCUUUUACCAAAGACAACCACAACCAUAAAACAUGUAGGCCAAAACCAUCACCACCCACCGACACCCUUUCAGCUUUCUUCAUUUCAUCUUUACUGUCACCACAAACCCCACAAUGCAUAUUCUUCUCCUUUUACUGUUGUUACCACUCACCACCACCACAAUUACUCACUCUUCCUCCCCUUCCAACCAUCACCGCCGGCAUCUCCUCCACCAACCCUUUUUCCCACCUGUAGAAGAUGACCCUCUUCCUCCAACACAAGCUCCAACCUUUUCUCCACAACCUCAACCAAAACAACAACCCAAGCUCCCUUUUGAUUCUUCUUCUUCUUCUUCUUCUUCUUCCUCCAGCCCUUCAGAUAAGCCUUUCUUCCCAUCUUACCUGAACCCUCCUCCACCUCCUCCUCCUUCCCCAACAGCACUUACUUCUUUCCCGGCUAACAUAUCAUCUCUUCUCCUUCCCCAAACUACUUCACACCACCACACCCAUGGGGUCGCCAUUGCCGUAACUGUCUCACUACUCUCUGCUGCUCUCAUUUCUGCUAUUGCUGCUGCUUUCCUUUACUACCGAAGGAACAGAAAGCUUCAUCAUACUAGCUCUGAUGAUAAGACUUCUAGAACAGAUAGUCUCCGACUUUACCCGCCCAACACGGCUACCUCCGACGGAAUCCAUAAGUCUAGGACAACACCCAACAACAGCUCUGAGUUCCUUUACCUUGGGACCCUUGUUAACUCUACCAGAGGAGGUGUUGACACAGAAACUGCUGCUAAUUCCAGCAAUGCCACUAUGAGACUCGGCGUCUCUGCCUCUCCGUAUCAGAAACUUGGCUCGCCGGAGCUGAAUCCACUGCCCCCACUUCCCAAAUACAAUUUCAAACGAACCCACAAGGAGGCUCAAGUGGGUUCUGAUGAUGAUGAGGUUGAUGAGGAGGAAUUCUUUUCGCCGAGGGGUUCUACUGAUAGUCCUGGCCAUGCUGGAACGAGUUCUCAGAGAGAAACUCAGGGGUUUAAAGUCGACAACUUUAUUAAAAGUAGAAGCUUUAACUCCAGGACUCCUUCUUACCCGUGCUCCAAGUCUGGUUCUCCGGCGACUACUGCAUCCAACACUCUUUCUCCUCCGGCGAACUUCAGCCCUAGAAGCUUCAAAUCCAAGUCACCUGAUUCAGUUAUGAAUUUCACGGCCCCAUGUCGACCACCUCCGAUACCUCUGUUGUCUUCUCCGUCUUUGUCUUCAUUAUCUUCGCGAUCAGAAAGAGGUUCAGGGAAUACCCAGAAUUCACCUUGCCGGAAAUCUGAUGCUUCGGACCAGAGAAGGCAAUAUGUUCCUGUAAAGCUGCCACCGCCGCCUCCACCUCCUCCUCCACCGAGAUUUUGGGAAGCUCCGGCGGCCAUGAGAGGAGGGCCUCCGCCUCUAGUGACGCCUUCAAGGCAUGUGUUCCAAAACUCUGAGGUGGUUUCCACUGGUGGAGGUGCUGAAGAAUCAGAUAAUAAUGGGGUUGGUUUGGAGAAAAGGAGUGAGGAAAGUUCGAAGCCAAAGCUGAAAGCUUUACAUUGGGAUAAAGUUAGAGCAAGCUCGGACCGGGCAAUGGUGUGGGAUCAGCUCAAAUCAAGCUCUUUUCAAGUAAAUGAGGAAAUGAUUGAGACACUGUUCAUGGCUAAUAAUUCGAAUUUGUUGCCUAAAGACAAUGGUCGUCGACAGUGUUUUCCAUCUUCAGUGCAAGAGAAUCGAGUUCUUGAUCCAAAGAAGUCUCAGAAUAUUGCAAUAUUGCUGAGAGCAUUAAAUGUCACCAUUGAUGAAGUGUGUGAAGCCCUUCUGGAAGGUAAUGCCGAUGCACUGGGGACGGAACUUCUCGAAAGUUUAUUAAAGAUGGCUCCAACCAAGGAGGAAGAAUGGAAACUUAGGGAGUACAAAGAUGAAUCCCCAUUCAAGCUUGGUCCAGCCGAGAAGUUUCUCAAGGCAGUCUUGGAUAUCCCUUUCGCAUUCAAGAGGGUGGAAGCAUUGCUUUAUAUUGCCAAUUUCGAAUCAGAAAUCGAAUACCUUAAGAGGUCUUUCGAAACUUUAGAGGUUGCUUGUGGAGAAUUGAGGAGUAGCCGAAUGUUCAUGAAGCUUCUCGAAGCAGUGCUCAAAACUGGAAACCGAAUGAAUGUUGGCACCAAUCGUGGCGAUGCCCAUGCCUUUAAGCUUGACACACUUCUUAAGCUUGUGGAUGUCAAGGGUGCCGAUGGGAAGACAACACUCUUGCAUUUUGUUGUGCAGGAAAUCAUCAGAGCAGAAGGAUUGCGUCUCUCUGGAGCCAAUCAGGAUGUAGAAUAUGACAAAAGUGACCAAUCUUCGUACUGGGAUGAUGUUGAGUUCAGAAAACUCGGCCUGCAAGUUGUUUCGGGGUUAAGUGGGGAGCUCAGUAAUGUUAAGAAAGCAGCUGCCAUGGAUUCAGAUGUACUCAGCAAUGAGGUUGCAAAACUUACUGGAGGAAUUACUAGAGUGGCACAAGUGUUGAAAUCGAAUGAAGAAUUUCCUCUAAAGGAAAGCAGCCAGAGAUUCUCAGAGGCCAUGAACGGAUUCUUGAAUAGAGCAGUGCAAGAGAUAGAAAAGCUUCAAAGGCAAGAGAAACUUGCCCUGUCCCUAGUGAAAGAUUUAACCGAGUAUUUUCAUGGUAACUCAGCUAAAGAAGAAGCUCGUCCACUGCGAAUAUUCUUGGUUGUGAGGGACUUUCUUGCAAUCCUGGAUCAAGUGUGCAAAGAAGUAGGCAAAGUUAAUGAGAGAAGUACAGUGGGUUUAGUUCGCCAGUUUCCAAAUGCUACACAUGUUACAGUUCUACCGUUCUUUCCCGGACUCGAUGGAAGGCAACAAUUCGGAUCAUCAUCAGACGAUGAAACCUCGUCCUCUUCACAGACACAUAGCGGAUGAUUUUGUACUUCAAGAGUUGGUUUCUCUUUUCAGUGUCACUGGGUUGUUUUUCAAGUACUAGUGGGGUGUGAAUUGAAUGGAGCUUGCUGGAUUUUACACGUUAAUUACCUUCUUUUUGUAAUUAUAAAUAUUAUAUAUGUGACAGUCAAAACGAUUUUGAGAUUUUGUCAAUCCUGUAUAAUAGUAAUUAGUAAUCAUCAUUAGAUUUUCUAUUAUCAUUAAAAA